Knipowitschia caucasica is the source of this 1704-nucleotide messenger RNA. Lineage: Eukaryota; Metazoa; Chordata; Actinopteri; Gobiiformes; Gobiidae. The record is from the annotation of a GenBank genome assembly.
AUGGUGGGGGUGGUAGGGGGGGGUGGGGGGUUGGGGGGAUUAUUGUUGGGGUGGGUUGGGUGGGUUGGGUGGGGGUGGGUUUGGGGGGGGUGUGGGUGUUUGUGGGGGGUGGGGGUGUGGUGGUGGGGGGGGGGUUGGUGGGGGGUGGUGUUGUGGGGGGGGUGUGGGUUUGGGGUGUGGUGGUGUGGGGGUGGUGGGGGUGGGGGGGGGGGUUUGGUAGGUGGGGUGGUGUGGUGUGUGGGUGUUGGGUGGGGUGGGGGUUUAUGGGUUGAGGGGGGUGUGGGGGUGGGAGUGGUUGUGGGGGGGUUUGGUGGGUUGUUGUAUAGGGUGGAGGGGUGGGGUUGGGGGGUUUGUGGGUGGUGGGGGUGUUGUUGGUGGGUUAGGUGUUGUUGGGUGGGGUGGUGGUUGGUGGUGUGGGGGGGGGGGGGGGUGGGUUGGUGGGGGGGGGGGGUUGGUGUGGGGGUUGUGGUGUUUUUUUGUUUGAUGGGGGGUGGUGGGGUUGGGUUGGUUGUUUUGGGGUAUUUUUUGGGGGUUUGGUUUAUUGGGUGUGGUGAGUUUGGAGUUAGGGGGGGUGGGUUGGGUAGGUUUUGGGUGAGGUUGGAGGGGUGGGGUGUGGGGGGGGGAUUGGUUGUUGGGGUGUGGGGGGGGGUUUGGGGGUGGGGGGGGUGUUGUGGGUUGGUGGUGGUGGGGGGGGGUGGUGUGGGUGGGGGUGUUGGUGGUGGGUGGUGGGGGGUGUGGGGUGGUUGGGGGUGUGGUUGGGUGGGGUGGGUGUGGUGUUGGUUGGUGGGGGGGGGUGGUGUUGGGGUGUGUUGGGUGGUGGUGGUUGUUGGGUGGGUGGUGGGUGGUGUGGGUGGUGGUGGGGUUUGGGGGGGGGGGGUGGGGGGUGGGGGUUUGGGUGGUUGGGGGUGGUUGUGUUUGGGGGGUGGUUUUGGUUGUGGGGAUUGGGUGGGGGGUGGUGGGGGGUAUUGUGUUGGGGGGGGGGGGGGGGUGUGUUUUUUGGGUUAUUGGGGUGGGUGGGGGGAUGGGUGUGGGGGGGGUGGGGUGGGUAAGGAGGUUUGGGUGGGUGGUGUUGGUUGUUGGAGGGUUGUGGGGGUUGGAGUUGGUGGGUUGGGGGUGUGGGGGUUUGGGUGGUGGGGGGUGGUGUGGGUUGGGGGGGGGGGGGAGGUGUGUGGGGGGUGUGGGGGUGGGUGGGUGGUUGGGUGGUGUGUUAUGUGGGUGGGUGUGUUAGGGGUUGGGGGGAAUGGUGGGGGUUUUGUGGGUGGGUUUUGGAUGGUUUUUUGUUGUGUUUGUGGUUGUGGUGUGAGUUGUUGUUGUGGGGGGAGAGUGGUGGGGGGGGGGUUGUGGGUUGGGAGGGUAGAGUGGGUGGUGGGGGGUGUGUGGGGGGGUGGGGGGGGGUUAGGGGUGGAGGAGAAGGUGAUGGGGGGGGGGUGGGAUUGGGGGGGGGUUGAAGAGUUGGUAGGAGGGGGGUGGGAGUUUUAUUGUUGUUGGGGGGGGGGGGGGGAGGGGUAUGGGGGGGGGGGGGGGUGGGGAGGUAGGGGGGGGGAGGGGGGGUGGUGGGUGGGGGGGGGGGGUGGGUUGUUUGUUGUGGUGUUGUUGGGGAAAGGGUGGAGGAAAUAUUGGGGUUUUGGGAUGGGGGGGUGUUUGGGGGGUGGGGGGGGGGGGGGAUAUGUAGUUGUUGAUUUUUUUGUUGGGGGUGGGGGGUGA